CGUAUAUAUGAAGUAAUUAUUAAAAUAUUAAAUUAAUAUUCUAAUUUCACAAAAAAAUAAUCAUAAAAUAAAAAAUAUUAUUACAUUAUACUCCCUCCAUGCCAGAGUAUUUGUCCACUUUCAUUUUUACACACCAUCCAAUGCACUUCUUUAAUCCAUUUUAUCUUGUAAUUUGUAUAUUAAAAAAUUAUAGAAAUUAUAUAUUAAUAAUCUAUAUGUUAAGACAAAUCAAACAAGAUCACACAUGACUAGAUUUAAGCUUACACAUUGAGAGAAUUUGAUGAGUCAAAUUUUGCUUUUCUGUUCUGCAUUUUAUUUUUAUUUGUUUAAACCCAAAAAUUGUUCCCCUCUCUCUCGUUCUUCGUGCCGUCGAUCUCUGCAUCCGUCCCUUUCACUGUUUUUUUUACAGAGAAACAAUUGCGGUAAUGAAUUCAUAUCCAUUUUUGUUUUGCGUUCUACUUUCGUGUUAGGCACAAUUAUUACAGGAAACCUAUCAGGAGUAAUGAACUCAGACACUACUGUCCCCAGAUCUUCUUCCAUUUCAGAUCUGACAUUAUUAUUUUUCAUCAUGAUUUCGUUUUCUGUGCGUUGAAGGCUCUUCAAUUCCCACAUAUUUUCUUUUCACCAAUUCGGGGUUUCACAGGCUGGAAUUCGGCCAUAUUUCGUUGAUUUGGGUCUGUUUUUCUUCCUGGAAAUAUGCAAUGAUACCACCUCUGUGGUUCUCUUUUUGUCGUUUUGUGAUCAUGUCGCGCCCAGGCAAUGAUUUCUCCUGAUGGGAUUUUGGGGGUUUCUGCAUUUCAGUUGUGGUGGAUGGAGUAUUUGGUCAGUUGCCCCUUUAAUUUUGUUGCUUGGCGGAGGAAAGCUUUAUCUUGUCUGCCUUGACCAGAAGCUGUAAACUUGCUGCAUUUCUUCUCAUAAAUUUCUGUUCCUCACUCUGGGCUGGAAGGUCAACAGGGGAAAGUCCUUGCAAUCUGGAGGAUCAACUUUAGGCACAAUUUAAUCUGCGAUUUUAGAAGGAACUCUGCAUUUAGAAAGGAUUGGCGAGGAUAAAAGUGCAGUCGCCUGUGAUUUGCUUGUUCUCACUUGUUCAACGACAAAGAUAAUCAAAGAUUAGAUUUUGGAGAAACAGGCUUUAGUUUGCUGGGCCCACCAAAGGUAGGGGACUUGGGACUAGGGAUACUCUUUAGAAAGAUUAAUUUUGUGUAGGUUUCAUCUAAACCCUCCAAUGUAUAUCUAUUGGAGGGCUUCCUAUGUCGUCCAGCAAACCAUUGCUGUCUUCAACUGAUCUUCAGCUUGUGCCAAAUGUUCAUCCCACUAAUUCCUCAUCUGGAAUCAGCUCAUCAGAACCAGAAAUUAUAAGCGGCAAUGCUUCAUUGUCUUCCUCAAAUUCUGACAAGAAACAUGAGAGUGAAUUUGAUGACGUGAAGGGCAGUGUAGAGGGCUGCAUUGCCCCCCACGGUGCUAUUGCUGCUUCUAUUACGAAGAAAAAACAAUUCCAUUCUGCUGAGCUUCACUCCCAUGUAAAGUAUAUGUCAGAAUGCACCUCUUGUGAGAGAAAACGUCUUGUAUCGUGGGGUGGUGUGAUGGACCAUCGUGACAUUGCUGCCUUCAAUGUUUCCAGUGAUCCAUCUCUGGCUGCCUCAUCUCAGGAAGCUUCCUCUCAGGUGACUUUCUCCCGUGUCCAGGAAAAGCUUAGCAAAUCUCAGAGGCAUCUUCAAAAAAGUAUGCAAUUAGAAGAUAACUUGUUAUACGUACCAAGGUUGAUUCAUAUUAAUGAUCCGAAGAGGACAAAUGAUAAGUUUGAGUUCACUGGAAACGAGAUACGGACCAGCAAGUAUACUGCACUUAGUUUCUUGCCAAAGAACCUAUUCAUCCAAUUUCAUCGAGUUGCUUAUUUAUAUUUUCUAGCUAUUGCUGCUCUAAACCAGCUCCCGCCACUGGCUGUUUUUGGUAGAACAGUGUCCCUUUUGCCUCUUCUCUUUGUGCUUUCGGUGACUGCUAUAAAAGAUGGUUAUGAGGAUUGGCGAAGACACAGAUCAGACCGGAAUGAGAACAACCGGGAAGCUUUAGUCCUUCAAUCAGGUGAAUUCAGGUUGAAAAAAUGGAAGAACAUCCGUGCUGGUGAGGUUGUAAAGAUCAAUGCCAACGAGACAAUUCCUUGUGAUAUUGUGCUUUUGGGGACGAGUGAUCUUAGUGGAAUUGCUUACAUACAAACCAUGAACUUAGAUGGUGAAUCAAACUUGAAAACAAGGUAUGCUAGGCAAGAAACAACUUCAUUAGUACAUGAAGGGGCAGAAUAUUUUGGAGUUAUCAGAUGUGAACAACCCAACAGGAAUAUCUAUGAGUUCACUGCCAAUUUGGAGUUGAAAGGAAAAAGGGUUUCUCUCAGCCAAUCAAAUAUAAUCUUGCGUGGCUGCCAACUGAAGAAUACAGAAUGGGCAAUUGGUGUGGUGGUUUAUGCUGGACAGGAGACCAAAGCUAUGCUGAACAGUGCAGCAUCUCCAUCUAAAAGGAGCAGACUCGAAGCAUACAUGAAUAGAGAAACCCUUUGGUUGUCUGUUUUUCUUCUCACAAUGUGCCUUGUUGUCGCAAUUGGAAUGGGUCUUUGGCUAAAACGCCACAAGGGGCAGCUUGAUACUUUGCCAUAUUACAGGAGAACAUACAUCGGAAAAGGGAAUACUGAACGGAGAUUGUAUAAAUAUUAUGGGAUACCCAUGGAAACCUUUUUCUCUUUUUUGAGUUCCAUCAUAGUUUUCCAGAUAAUGAUACCAAUAUCUCUAUAUAUCACCAUGGAGUUAGUUCGUCUGGGACAGUCAUAUUUCAUGAUUGGGGACAAGCAUAUGUAUGACUGUGGCUCUAAUUCAAGGUUUCAGUGUAGAUCCCUGAAUAUCAACGAGGAUUUGGGUCAGAUACGUUUUGUGUUUUCUGACAAAACGGGAACAUUAACAGAAAACGAGAUGGAAUUCAAAAGAGCAAGUAUAUGGGGAAGAAACUAUGCAGGUUCCCUUUCUGUUGCUAAUAACAUUGGAGUAAAACCAUCAUCACAAGUUUGCAAUAGAAGAUGGAAGCUUAAGUCAGAUAUUGCCACGGAUUUUGAACUCAUGGAUUUGCUGUGUAGCGAUUUAGCUGGUCAAGAAAGAAUUGCUGCACAUGAAUUCUUUCUGACAUUGGCAGCAUGCAAUACUGUCAUUCCCAUUGUUAAUCCCAGCCCAUCAAGUGAAACGGAGAAUGAGCUAAGUAGUAAUGUUGGCGGAGUUGAAUAUCAGGGUGAAUCUCCCGAUGAACAGGCACUAGCUGCUGCUGCCUCUGCUUAUGGCUAUACACUUUUUGAGCGGACUUCAGGGCACAUUUCAAUUGAUGUCAAUGGCAAGAAACUAAGGUUGGAUGUGUUGGGACUUCAUGAGUUUGACAGUGUUCGUAAAAGAAUGUCUGUUGUUAUCCGAUUCCCAAACAAUAGUGUAAAAGUCUUGGUGAAAGGAGCUGAUACGUCAAUGUUUAGCAUUUUAAAGAACAACAAUGAAGGGGAUGACAACAUUAGUAAUGCCACUCAGAAUCAUUUGAAAGAGUAUUCUUCAGAAGGUCUACGCACACUUGUAGUUGCUGCCAGGGAUCUUACAGGUGAAGAACUCAAAGAGUGGCAAUGCUUGUAUGAAGAUGCCAGCACAUCACUGACAGAUAGGUCUGCAAAAUUACGGCAAACAGCAGCACUAAUUGAAUGCAACUUAUGUCUACUUGGGGCAACUGCAAUAGAGGACAAGCUACAAGAUGGUGUACCUGAAGCUAUUGAAUCUUUGCGACAAGCAGGAAUUAAAGUGUGGGUUCUUACUGGCGAUAAACAAGAAACAGCAAUUUCUAUUGCCCUUUCGUGCAAACUCUUGACGUCAGACAUGCAUAAGAUCAUAAUUAAUGGCAAUUCUGAAGAUGAAUGCAAAAGGCUAUUGUCUGAUGCUAAGGCUAAAUAUGGUGUGAAGUCUUCUUGCUGCAAUAAUUGGAUCUUGAAAUGGAAGAAGGACACAGAAGUUUGUUACACUGAAGUUUCUCCAGAUGCAAUGUUGUUGGACCUGCCGGCGGAACACACAGAACAGGAAGGAGGACCUCAACCAUUAGCACUCAUUAUUGAUGGGAAUAGUCUGGUUUAUAUAUUAGAGAAAGAGCUCGAGCCUGAGCUAUUCGACCUUGCAAUCUCAUGUCAGGCAGUGCUUUGCUGCCGUGUUGCACCUCUGCAAAAGGCUGGAGUGGUCAAUUUAAUAAAGACUCGCACAGAUGAUAUGACCUUAGCCAUUGGUGAUGGAGCUAAUGAUGUUUCAAUGAUCCAAAUGGCCGAUGUUGGUGUUGGAAUAUGUGGUCAGGAAGGGCGUCAAGCUGUAAUGGCAUCUGAUUUUGCUAUGGGACAGUUUCACUUUCUCAAAAGAUUGCUUUUGGUACAUGGACAUUGGAAUUAUCAUCGAAUUGGUUACUUGGUUCUAUAUAACUUUUAUCGGAAUGCUGUUUUUGUGUUUAUGCUUUUCUGGUACAUUUUGUUCACUGCUUUCUCAACAACGUCAGCACUUACUGAUUUGAGCAGUGUUUUUUAUUCUGUACUUUACACUUCAGUACCUACCAUCAUUGUUGGUAUUUUGGACAAGGAUUUAAGUCAUAGGACGCUUCUCAAGUAUCCAAAACUAUAUUCUUCUGGUCAUAGACAGGAAAGUUACAACAUGCACCUGUUCUGGAUAACAAUGAUAGAUACAGUAUGGCAAAGUCUUGUUCUUUUCUAUGUACCCCUGUUGGUAUAUAAGAAGAGUACAAUUGAUAUCUGGAGUCUAGGUAGCUUAUGGACAAUUGCAGUGGUGAUACUUGUCAAUGUACAUUUGGCAAUGGAUGUUCAGCGCUGGUUGGUAUAUACCCAUAUCGCCAUAUGGGGGUCAAUAGUUAUCACAUAUGGCUGCCUGGUAGUAGUGGACUCUAUUGUAAUCUUCCCAAAUUAUGGAACAAUAUACCAGCUCAUAAAGUUGCCUAGUUACUGGCUCACAAUUUUCCUUAUAAUAGUUGUGGCAUUGCUUCCUCGCUUUAUGUUUAAGGUUAUACAACAAACAUUCUGGCCUUCAGAUAUACAGAUAGCUAGAGAAGCAGAGAUACUGAAUAAGGGACUUGGUCAUUUUGUGUCUAAGCCAAAUCAUGAUAAACGUUGAUGUGCUGACAUGUGCUGCCUUUUAAUGGCGAUCAACCCUAAUUAUAUACUGGCUGCACAUAAUUGCUGGUCCUUGGCUUUCUCCUGUAUUUCAAUGUAUAUACUAACUGAUUUUCAUACCCAGAGUUGCUCGCCGGGGGGAUAGCCGGCCACGGAUUUUGAUGAGGAGGUUAAGUUGAAUGCCGCAAGCGAAACCAAUGGCUGGCUGCUUAUUGUGUUGUAAUAGUCUCUACCACAUUUAUUUCUUGGCAUAAUUGAAAGAAAAAAAAGUAGAUUUGAGAAAGAGAUACAAAUGUACAUUAUGAUAUUGUAAAAAAAAAUAUACAGGUGAUUAUCCUAAGCAUGUACAAGUGAACAAAUAAAGUGUAUUUUC
Molecule: messenger RNA, 5543 nt
Organism: Cuscuta campestris
Lineage: Eukaryota; Viridiplantae; Streptophyta; Magnoliopsida; Solanales; Convolvulaceae
Source: the annotation of a GenBank genome assembly